Molecule: messenger RNA, 852 nt
Organism: Argiope bruennichi
Lineage: Eukaryota; Metazoa; Arthropoda; Arachnida; Araneae; Araneidae
Exons: 4
Coding region: 140-799 (219 amino acids)
Source: RefSeq, a predicted model, not a curated record
AUUUGAUCGCUUCAAAAAUUUUCCCACUUAUUAUCAGAGUAUGAAAUACAGAUUUAAAUUGAAAAAUUCUUUCUUUUUCUUGGCGACACUCGAGUAGACAGAUCUUGGUUCUUUGCAUUUCAAGCUUUAAUCUAAAAAUAUGAUGGGGAAAGGAUUUAUUGCAAUUUUUGCCAUACUUCUGAUUGGUUUGAGUUCUUUCACGGGCGGAACUACUGAAAAUAAGGAAAUUAAUGAAAGAGAGAGAAGAAAUUUAGUUUGUUGGCUUGGACUUACUCAUCUGGUCCCGCCGGUAUUCCAAAUGGCUGUUAAGCACGUUCGCAAAUACGAUCCAUUACCAAUCGGCUCUCUUGUGCUUGGAGAAUUGAAAAAUGGCACAUUUAGCGGAUUGAGGACUUUGCGCAACGACUCCGAUGUCAAUGUCUACUGUGAUGGUGGCAAGGUGAUACUGAAUACCACCCUCAACGUGAACAAUGCUUCCAUCGAUUACAAAUGGAAGCAAGGCUUGUUGAUCCUCGACCUGUUUGGAUCCGUCUGGACCAAAGUCCAAAACAUCAGAUUCCGUUUCGAGGUCACCUUGAACAUGGAUAAAGGAAUCAAGUUGGGGCUCACCAAUACUAAAGUAAUGAAAGUGGAAGGCUUGAGGUUUGGUUUCAAGGGAUUGGGCGUGCUUAAUCCUGUGGUGGAUCUUCUCGGAGAUUUGGUGCUGGACCUAUGGAAGAAUCAAGUUGCCAACUAUAUGGAGCAACUUAUGAUAAAAUCUUUGGAAAGAGAGCUUCUCCACUUGAACAUAUUGUAUUGAUCAAAAGAAAGAUGAGUUAUGUACAAAAUGUAUUAAAUUGCUUUUAAAAUUGA